AAUUCACCCAAACUCCUGAAAAAAAAAAAAGAGAAAGAAAGAAAGAAAGGUUCCCUCGCUCCUGGCCAGUGUCACGGCGCGUUUCGCUCCCCUUGUUGAAGGUGUGAUCGGGGUGAAUCCAGCAGCGAGCCGGGAGGGCCGGGAUGUCUCUGGCGGAUCAGCUGCGGGGCCCCGCGAGCGUCCAGGUGAGCGUCCAACAAGCCAGAGGCCUGCGGAUAAAGGGCAAAGCCGGCACGAACGAUGCGUACGCGGUCAUGCAGGUGGGAAAGGAGAAGUUUCAGACCUCGGUGGCGGAGAAGAGCGUGGCCCCGGUGUGGGGGGAGGAGGCCGCCUUCGACCUGCCGCCCGGCGGCGGAGGAGGCGGCAAGGAGCGCUCCACGCUGCACGUCCACGUCCUCCACCGGGCCCUGGUGGGUCCGGACAAGCUGCUGGGACAGGCCGUGGUCGACCUGCCGCAGCUCAGCGAGGACAAAAGCCGCAGCAAAACCGAAUGGUUUAAGUUGCUGGAUAAGAGUGGGAAGGCAGACAAGGACCGAGGCGAGGUGCUUUUGGACAUCCGUUUCAUGCGUAACAACAUGACUUCCAGCAUGUUCGACCUCUCUGCUGGGACCAAAUCCAGAUCUCGCCUUGGCAAGUUCAAGGACAAAGUCCGUGGCAAGAAACGGGAUUCUGACACCGUGUCUAACGUGCCGUCCUUCAAUCAAGUUCUGACCGAGAGCGACGAGGAGGAGGAGGGUGGCGGUGAGGCAACGGCGGGCAAUGGCGAAAAGAAGAAACUGAAGACAAAGUCUCUGUUUUCCAGCAAGUCUAACCUGCAGAGGAACUUGUCUCAGUCCAUGACUGUUCUCACUGCGAAGGCCUUAACACAGAGUGGCAGCCAGUCCUCUGUCCCAAAUGUGGAUUCCUCUGAAGGUAAAAAGAAGUUCAAGUUCCCGAUACACAAGCGCUCAAACAGCUCGGAUGGCAAAGGCGCCUCCGCCGGUCACCAAAAGCCGGGCGCCGCAGAACAGAGCAACGUGUGCAUCAAUGGCAGCCACGUCUACCGCGACGAGCCUCCAGCCCGGGCCUCUCGCAGCGGAUCCAGCUUCAGUCUGACCAGUUCUGGACACGGAUCCAUGGAGGACGUCCCUGAAAGCUUUCCUCAAUCUAUUGAUUCACUGAGAGCCAUGAGGCAAUGUUCACCUUGGAUGGAGGAGGAGGAGGAGGAGGAGCAGCAGGAAGAACAGAAGUUGGAAAACACAAAAGACAAUGUGGGUGAAAUAAGAAGUGAGGCAGAAGAGAAGAUUAGGAUGGAGGAGAUGAAGAGAGAAGAAGUGGAGAGAGUUGGUAGAAAAGAGCUUGAGAGGUUGGCUGACGAGAAGACAAGGCGAGAGGAAGACGAAAGGAGGACUGACGAAGUUAACAGGGAUGAAGAGGAAAAGAUUAGGUGGGAGGAGGAAGAGAUGAUGCGACAAGAGGAAGAGGAGAGGCACAAGAGGGAACAAGAAGAAUGUGAAAGAUUGGAUGAGCAAAAGAGGUGUAUUGAAGAAGAGAGAGUUCUCAAGGAGAAGAUGGAGGAAGAGGAAAUGUUGAGAAGGCAAGAAGAAAGGAGGCUUGCAGAACAAGAAAGUAGGCGAAAGGAAGAAGAGGAAAGGUUUAGGAUGGAGGAGGAAAGGGUUCAGAAAGAGAUGAUGAGGAGACAAGCAGAGGAAAGACUGAGGAGACAAGAAGAAGAAGAAGAGAGACUGAGGAGACAAAAGGAGGAAGAUGAGCGAGUGAAGAGACAAAUGGAGGAAGAGGAGCGAGUGAAGAGACAAAUGGAGGAAGAGGAGCGAGUAAAGAGACAAAUGGAGGAAGAGGAGCGAGUAAAGAGACAAAUGGAGGAAGAGGAGCGAGUAAAGAGACAAAUGGAGGAAGAGGAGCGAGUAAAGAGACAAAUGGAGGAAGAGGAGCGAGUAAAGAGACAAAUGGAGGAAGAGGAGCGAGUGAAGAGACAAAUGGAGGAAGAGGAGCGAGUGAAGAGACAAAAGGAGGAAGAAGAGCGAGUGAAGAGACAAAUGGAGGAAGAGGAGCGAGUGAAGAGACAAAUGGAGGAAGAGGAGCGAGUGAAGAGACAAAAGGAGGAAGAGGAGCAAGUGAAGAGACAAAAGGAGGAAGAAGAGCAAGUGAAGAGACAAAAGGAGGAAGAAGAGCAAGUGAAGAGACAAAAGGAGGAAGAAGAGCAAGUUAGGAAACUUAAGGAAAGAGAGUGUAAAAUAAUCGAGGAAAAGAGAAUGAUGAAAGAGAGGAUAACAAAGGUGGUAAAGAUAGCUGAGGAAGAGAGAAUAAGACGGGACAAAGAGAUUGAAGAAGGGAAGCAUAAGGAAAAAGAGCUUGAAGAAAGGAUGGAGAAGGCUAGGAGGGAAAAGGAGGAACAUGGACGAUUGGUAGAGGAAAAGAGAAGACUAGAAGAGGAAGAAAAGAGACGGCUUGAGGCAGAGGAGAAGGUUAGACACGAGGAAGAAGAGAGGAUAAGGGUGGAGGAAGAGAGGAAGGUGGAAAAGGAGCAGAAGUUGGCAGAGGAAAAGAGGAUACUAGAAGAACAAGAAAGGAGAAUUCAAAGCGAGAGAAAGCAAAGGGAGGAAGAGGAAAUGAUUGCACAAGAGGCGAGUGCUAGGAAAGAAAAGGAAGAACACGAGCGACUGGUGGCGCAAAAAAUGAGACAACAGGAACAAGAGAGGAGAAAAAUUGAAGAAGAGAAAAUUAAGGAGGAGGAGAGGAUUAGAAGGGAGAUGAAAGAGAUGUCCGUGAGGGAAGCGCAGAAGAACAACACCAAAACUAAAGCUGCAGAGAAGAAACCUACAGCGGCUCACGAACGCCUUGAAGUCUCUUCUAAUAACCCAUUUGAUGACAACUUCUCCAAUAAUCCCUUUGAGGAGCUUCCUGACUCACCUGCUGGACCCGACGGCGGCGCGGCCAAGGUGUCGACUGUCCAGCAAAGGCUUCAAUUCACAGCAUCGUCUGUAGGAAGCGAGCCCGUUUCCUCUGACGACAAGGACCCCAUCAACACUCAGCGCGAGAGGCGAGCGGCUCCUCAGCCGCCAGGAAGGAAUCAAGCUGAGCGCCCGAGUCGCUGGGAGUCGGCCGAGUCCGAACAAAUGAACAAAAAGAGCAAAGACCUGAGAACCGUCAGCGUCCUCCCACAGCGCUCGCUGCAAACGGCCGCUCCUCGGAGCAAGUCUCGCGCGGAGCAAAAAGAGAAGUCGCCCCAGGGUGGCGCCGCCAAAGAGACGUCCGAUGCGGCGAAACCCAAUAAACGCACUGCUCCGCCGAUACCUCGCCCCCCCGCGGCGGGGGGGCCGCCGUCCGAACAAAAAACCCACGCCGCUGGUUCUGGUUUGAAUCCAUUUGAGGAAGAUGAGGAUGAGGCCCCGGACGAUGGGGAUGCCGGUUCAGUUGGAUGGCCUCCAGUCGCGCUGCUGGCGGCUGACAGCGACGCCGCAUCCCAAACCAAAGUCAAGUCCUCGAAAGCCCGCGCUCCCCCGCUUCCCGCGACGACGGCCGCCACGUCGAGCGCUCCGGUCGGCCCGGACGCCGGAGGAGGCCGCGCCGCAGGCAUAACGGGCGGCGCCGACGGGCCGGCGGCAGGCGCCGGGAGUCCUGUGCGCCCGGAAGAGGCUCCGCUGCAGGAGGACGCGGGCGGGAAGAAGGCUGUGGCGCCGGUAGCUUCACGCAGGCUUCAACCAGUGAAACCCCUUAACCCUUUGGAACAGCAGUCUGCUUCAGUGGUUCAAGGGGUAAAUGGCGCUGGGGUGAAGGGGCCCUACUCGCAGCUGACCCGGGGGGAACUCGUCUCUCUGGUGCUCAAACAGGAAAAGCAGCUGUCUGAGAGAGACAAAACGAUAUCGGAUCUGGAGCAGUACAUCGACAACCUGCUUGUGCGCGUCAUAGAAGAGAAACCAAGCAUUCUCUUGUCCCUGAACUCCCUAAAAAGAGCUACCUAGGUGCUUUACCUCUUGUGCUCAUAAUCAGUUCAGACGCAGUAAUCGGACACCACCAAAUCAGAAACUUGUUUGAAACAUGUUUCAAUUAUAUUGUGAAUGGAAGCUGAAGUAAAAGUUUCGAUUUGCAAGGUUGCUCUGUAUUGACAUAUAUUUUGUAUAUCCUAUUUUACACAAGCUGUUAGUGUCUACUUAAGGAAACUCUGUCAACUCUCAAUGUGUUACUAAUUACAAACACUUUAAUUUUUCUAAAUAUAUAUAGCAAUAUUUCUUGAAUCUCUACUCUACAUUUGUGUGAUGUUUCAUGUUUUUCUAUUAACUGUUAACUUCUUGUACCCUGUACAUGGGGUCAGGGUGAAGCCUUUUAUGGUCCAAACUAUGCACUGGUUAUGUAGAUAACAUUUCCUGCUCUUGUACUGAAUGGCAAAGUUUACAUGCCUCAACUAACCCCGAAAAAGGCACUUUAAUCUUCUUACUGUUAAUGUGAUGUCCACUGAAAUAUCAGUUAUGUUUUUAAAAUAUGCAAAAUGAAAUAAAGUUGUUUUUCUUCUGAUAA
Pungitius pungitius (ninespine stickleback) is the source of this 4515-nucleotide messenger RNA. RefSeq names its product golgin subfamily A member 6-like protein 25. The coding region runs from base 144 to 3962 and encodes 1272 amino acids. Gene Ontology annotation, molecular function: small GTPase binding. NCBI's taxonomy places the organism in Eukaryota, Metazoa, Chordata, Actinopteri, Perciformes, Gasterosteidae. The transcript is spliced from 6 exons. Gene Ontology annotation, cellular component: intracellular membrane-bounded organelle. Gene Ontology annotation, biological process: regulated exocytosis. The record is from RefSeq and is a predicted model, not a curated record.